AUGACGUCCGAGCACAAACAAUCAAACAAGUUGUUGUCUUCUUUGAAACGAACAAUAGAUACUGCUGAUCAUGACAACAACAACAACAGCAUUGUACUCAACGAUGAUGAUGACGAUGCCAUCCUAUCAACUCUGACAACAUCCACUACGUCUGGAUCUGUAUCUGGAUCGAGACCUCUAAAGAAGCCUCGUCGUUCUCGUGAGGACAGCAGUAUCACUGGCUCAUCAUUAGCAAGUGGAAGCGGCACAGGCACAAGCAUAGGUUCAAGCAUAACAAGUACAAGUAGAAGUAAUAGCAGCAACAUCAAUAGCAACAACAGUGGAGGUAAGACUGCACUGUCAUCAAUGCUAUUCACUUGGGGUUGUCUGGUCAUGCGUGAUGCCUCACCCAAGGACGAACCAAUCAAGCUGUCACACCAAGACAUCCUCAUCGGAGGACCAAUGACAUCCUUUGCCAUCUUUGAUCACUUGCCACAUAUUGCCAAGAUUAGCAAUAUUGGAGGUGGAACAAUGUUCAUUCUCAAGUCUAGACAUAUAAAGGUCAAUGGAAAGAAUGGCAACAAGGGUGACAUCAUCUCACUCUUCUCAAGAGAUGAGAUCGACAUCAAGGAGAUGAAACUGAAGUUCUACAAUGGCUAUGAUAUGAAUCUCCUGCUGCAGGUUAUACAAGACACAAAGAAUGCAGCAGCAGCAGCAGCAGCAGCAGCAGCAGCGGCAGCGGCGGCAGCAGCAGCAACAUCGACAACAGCGACAGCAACUACAUUAACGAUUGUCGACCCACCAUCACCUGGUGCUCCAGAGUUGUCAUUAGAGAAAGGUCAUGGAAGACGUGUGUCCACCGUUCAUUUGUAUAGAGAUUGGGCCGCGGCCAGGAGAAGUAUGAGGACACCAGACGUGCCAGUCGCACCCGACACUAGCAUCACUGGCGCCUGGGGUAUGCCAAUGCCUGGAGCAGCCACCGCAUCUCAAAAGCAUGCGCCAGCGGCAGCAUUGGGAAAACAAGAUGUCCUUCAGCAACAGAAGAUCACCGAUGUCGUUGCAUCACUGAACAGUCUGGACAAAGAUGCCGUCAAUCAACUCUUCAAGGCAUCACUCGUGCACUGGGACACACUGUCUGAGUCCCUUGACGACUUCCCUUACUAUCUCUCGAGUGAAUCCAAGCAGAUACUCGUCAAUUCAGGUCACUUGUUCUUGAGGAGACCUGAGCUCAACAAGUUCUCACAGACAUUGACCACACUGAAUAGGGGCAUGCUGUUGGAGGGCCCACCUGGCACUGAGAUCAUGCAAGAGACAUUGGUCAAGGCAAUGGCCAAACACUUCCAAGCUUACAUCCAUGUGAUGGAUGCAUCAUCAUUCACAGACUUCAAGAAACAUGUCGUUGCAUUGAUCAAAGACAAGGCACCAGCAUCCAACACAGUGAUUACAACUGCGACAUCGACUACAUCAACAUCAACAACAACACAGACAUCACAUGGUCAAGGACAAGAUACAUCAAUGACAACUGGCGGUCAGGAGAAGGAUCAGAGUGCCAAUGGAUCAAUGACUGAUUGGUCAGCUGGCCUCUAUGGACCAAUCGGUGCAGCACACAGAUCACAGAUGCAAAGGAUUGAUGAGAUUCGAGCCAAGAUCAAACAUCAAUUCCACGACUCUUUAACACCCAUUCCCGAGGUUGAUCCAGACUCUCCUUAUGACGCCUUUUACACGUCCAAGUUACUUGAAUAUAUACAGAGCUUGAGCAACCCUGUGAUCAUACAUAUCAAGGGUCCAGAGACUGGACUGUUGCACAGCCAUGAGCGAUACAGUUAUGCAAGGAAGGAGAUUGCCAAAUUGAUAAAGCCAGAGUCACCGGUGUUGUUGAUCUGUAGCAAUGCAGUGCAGCCAUCAAGCAAGAAGGAUCAGUCUGCCAAGUUCUCAUCAUUCCUUCCCGAAUCGUUAAAGUCCUCCAAGUUGCUGCUGGAUCUGCAGCUUGGCAGCUCGAUGUUUGGUGGGGCAGACUUGAGCCUCGACCCAGAGGAGCGACGACGCGAGGCAAUGUCACAGAUCAGACAGAAGAGCAUCCAGAUGCUCUUCCCCAACAAGGUGGCGAUACAGGUGCCCACGGACAAGAAGUUGUCCGAGCAGUGGAAGGAGCAGAUGGAAAGGGAUGCCAGCCAGUUGAAGUUCGAUGCCAACGCGCACAUCAUCAGGAAGCUCUUGGCCAAGUGUGAUGUGGUCGCCGAGAGUCUGGACUCGCCAAUGUUCAAGAAGCAGGUGUACUCUGCGCAGGCACUCGAGCAGAUCGUUGGCUGGGCUAUCACACAUCAGCUGCAGGCCAAUCCCAACAUCAACCUCGGCACGGACAAACUGGUCCUCUCGCUCAAGUCCAUCGAGCACUGCAUCAACAUGAGCAGGACAUUGGAGAACGUGGGCAAGAGUCCGAGUCUGAAGGAUGUCGAGACCGACGAGUACGAGAAAAAGAUACUCAGCGAGGUUAUCCCGCCAUCUGAUGUCUCCAUUAGGUUUGAGGACAUUGGCGCGUUGACCUCAGUCAAGGAGGUGCUCAAGGAGUUGGUCAUGCUGCCCCUACAGCGUCCCGAGUUGUUCGCACGAGGUAACCUUGCCAAGCCGUGCAAAGGUAUUCUAUUGUUUGGCCCACCUGGCACUGGUAAGACAAUGCUUGCAAAGGCCGUGGCAACAGAGUCCGGAGCAAACUUCAUCAAUAUAUCAAUGUCAACAAUUGGUAGCAAAUGGUUUGGAGAGUGCGAGAAGCAUGUGAAGGCAUUGUUCACAUUGGCUAGCAAGUUAGCGCCAACUGUUAUAUUUAUUGAUGAGGUGGAUGCCAUGCUUGGAAGGAGGAGUCAAGGCCAGGAGCAUGAGGCAAUGAGGAAGAUAAAGAAUGAGUUCAUGGCAUUGUGGGAUGGACUAAAGACCAAGGAUGGCGAACGAGUACUAGUGCUGGCCGCUACCAACCGACCAUUCGACAUUGACGAGGCAGUCCUAAGAAGAAUGUCCAGAAAGCUGAUGGUCGAUCUGCCCGACGAGGAGAACAGAUUCAAGAUAUUGGAGAUCAUAAUGGCCAAGGAGGUGAUGGAUAAGGAUAUAGACUUGAAGGAAAUUGCCAAGAAGACUGAUGGAUACUCUGGCAGUGACUUGAAGAACCUUGCUGUAGCAGCCGCCUACAUUCCAAUCAGAGAGUUGUUAAAGAAUGAGAAGGAACAGGCAUCAUUGGCAAUUGAUGGAGCUAACAAGGAAGAUACAACGAUAACGACUACGACGACAACAACAUCAUCUUCAUCAUCGUCAACCGUACAAUUGAGACCGAUUACGAUGGCGGACUUUGACAAGGCACUCAAAUCUGUUGGACCAAGUGUGAGUGAAAGCUCUCAAACAACGUCUGAGCUCAAGAAAUGGAAUGAGGAGUUUGGUGACGGUGGAUCUAGGAAGGUUGCCACGCUCUCCUAUUAUAUGUAA
This is a messenger RNA of Acytostelium subglobosum LB1, 3450 nucleotides long. RefSeq lists its product as hypothetical. Lineage: Eukaryota; Evosea; Eumycetozoa; Acytosteliales; Acytosteliaceae. The record is from RefSeq and is a predicted model, not a curated record. Gene Ontology annotation, cellular component: mitochondrial outer membrane. The transcript has 8 exons. Gene Ontology annotation, molecular function: ATP binding; ATP hydrolysis activity. Bases 1 to 3450 code for a protein of 1149 amino acids.